GAGAAAAAAGACAAGACGAGAUGAAGAUGGUAAAAGAGAAAAAAAGCAUUGAACACCGACUUCCUAAUUCGCCAGAAUCAACUUGAUAUUAUGGCACAACAGCAGAACAAACUCAAGCUCUAUUCUUACUGGAGGAGCUCCUGCUCCUUCCGCAUCAGAAUCGCCCUUAACCUCAAAGGUCUGGAUUAUCAGUACAUACCGGUUAACUUGCUUAAGGGGGAGCAGUUCAGCCCCGAAUUCCAAAAGCUGAAUCCUAUUGGAUAUGUACCGGUGCUGGUGGACGGUGACGUUGUCAUUUCAGACUCUUCUGCAAUUUUCAUGUAUCUGGAGGAGAAAUACCCUCAAAUCCCCUUAUUGCCAUCUGAUCUUUAUAAGAAGGCACUCAAUAUCCAGGCCGCAAAUAUCGUUUGCUCGAGCAUUCAGCCUCUUCAGAAUCUAGCUGUGCUGAAGUACAUUGAGGAAAAAGUAAGUACGGAUGAGAAAAUUCUUUGGGCAAAAUUUCAUAUCGAGAAAGGCUUCGGAGCUCUUGAGAAGCUGUUAAAAGAUCAUGCUGGAAAAUAUGCGAUCGGAGAUGAAGUUGCCAUGGCGGAUGCAUUCCUAGCACCACAGAUUCAUGCUGGGAUAAACCGAUUCAAUGUCGACAUGACUAAAUUCCCGCUUUUAACUCGGUUGAAUGAGGCAUAUAGUGAGCUACCGGAAUUCCAAAAGGCUAUGCCGGAGAAUCAGCCGGAUGCUCCUCUGGCAUAGGGCGUUGGUGCCUGGUGGAUUGAUGAGGUACACAUCUAAUGCCGAAUGGUCCAUCUUUGUUGUUCGUUCUAGGGAAUGAUCAAUGAUAAUAAGGAUUAUGUUAGUCUGAAGUUAAUGUAAGACGCAAUAGUAUCAUAUAUCAUGUAAUAUGGACAUAUCAUAAACAUAUAUGGCAUGUUGAUCUGAACUAUAUUUGGUGGUUUCA
Messenger RNA from Hibiscus syriacus, 952 nucleotides. Its product is annotated as glutathione S-transferase zeta class-like. NCBI's taxonomy places the organism in Eukaryota, Viridiplantae, Streptophyta, Magnoliopsida, Malvales, Malvaceae. Gene Ontology annotation, molecular function: glutathione transferase activity; maleylacetoacetate isomerase activity. The record is from RefSeq and is a predicted model, not a curated record. The transcript is spliced from 10 exons. Gene Ontology annotation, cellular component: cytoplasm. Gene Ontology annotation, biological process: glutathione metabolic process; L-phenylalanine catabolic process. Bases 91 to 747 code for a protein of 218 amino acids.